Messenger RNA from Monascus purpureus, 1198 nucleotides. Lineage: Eukaryota; Fungi; Ascomycota; Eurotiomycetes; Eurotiales; Aspergillaceae. The record is from the annotation of a GenBank genome assembly.
CAACUACGACUCAUUCAACGGGUCAUUGGCGAAUGUCUGGGAUACCCGGGGUGAUGGGGCCCUGCUUUUAACCCCUCCUGCUACCCCUUACGCUCUCAAUCCGCUCGAAUAUUAAUUACCCUCACUUUUUCCCAGUCAGACGCCUACCUAUUCAUUAUCAGGAUAAUCACAAUUUGAAGAGAAAGCGAAUUCGAAAUGGCCUUGGCUAGAGCGUCACUGGGCUUCCUGGGCAUGUUUUUCAUGGCUGGCGCCAUUUUAUUAAUGCUUCUCACUCUUCUUGGAGGUGCAACAAAUACAAACCCACUGGAUAUAAUAUACUUUCUCGAGGCACACACGGGGAAUAUACCAGGAGCUCCAGAAGUCUCUCGGUGGACAUUCUGGAACCUCUGUCGGGUCAAUGGCGAUGGUAAGAGUGUUUGUGGGACAUCUCAUCCCGACUAUCCCUUUGAUCCUGCGGGACGUACAAACUUCGACACUACAGUCAAUGUUCCUAAAGCGUUCGUUGGGACCCGCCACUUCUUUCUGACCUCCCGGUUUGUUUUUCCAUGGCUUUUGAUUGCAUUGUUCUUCGCUGUAUGCUCGCUCUUCGCCGGGUUUUUGUCCCUCUGUACGCGGAUUGGGGGUUACGUCUCCUCUGUGCUGGGCUGGAUUGCAUUAUUCUUCCAGAUACUCAGCACAACUAUGAUGACUGCUGUUUUCGUGCAGGGUCGCAACCACUUUCAUCAUAACGGUCAGUCUGCGAAACUUGGUGCCAAGGCAUUUGCCUUCAUGUGGACUGCACUGUUCUGCAUAUGCCUAUCGUGCGUGCUCUACUGUGUUGGUGGUGCCGUUAGUAGAAAACGCAAUGAUUCCGAGACACAACCAAGCGAGGAGCGUGCCUUCUUCCGACAUGAGCGUAGCGCCAAUGGGCGACACAAGCGUCGUGGACACGAAGACGGAGCCAGCGGAAAGGAAACAUAUAACUGAUCCGACCCUUCCGAUCUACAAAUGAGAUAUAUGAAGUCCCUCUCUGCUUGUCAUAUAAAUCGGCACCAUCCAUACACAGCCCUUGACAAGUCAUGCCCCAUGACUUCCUGAACAUCUUCCAUCACACUCUCAGGCUCAUUUAUUUUUCUCAUGCUUGGAGUUAUAGUAAUUGCUAAUGGCAUGACAACACCAUCUUUCUAACAUUAAGCCCUAUUGGCUAAUCACCUUUCAU